AAGUUUAGUGAUAUACCAUAAGAACCGAAGGCACUGUCCAAAAGCCCCCAUUAAGGGAACCUUCUUUGCCAUUUUAGCUUUCAAAUUUGAAAACCCAUAUAAAUAAUCCAAUCCAAAUUUCCCAAAUUCUCUUCGAAUUUCAAAACCCAGUGUACCCAAUCUUCAAUCCGCUGAGGUUUCAAUCGAAGAUGAUCAGCUUGUGAUUGUUUUUGCAGAAACCCAAAUUGGGAAAUUAGGGUUUUAGCGACUCGAUCCCAAUGCGGUUGUUCCCUUUGAACUCGACCCCGAGCUCGAGCUCCAGCUCCACCGUAGAGAAGGAGCAGACUGAUCGGAAAAGGACUCGCGCCCUUUUGUACCUCAAUGUCUACGACCUCACCCCUGUAAAUAACUACCUUUACUGGUUCGGAUUCGGGGUCUUUCACUCCGGCAUCGAAGUGCAUGGCUUGGAGUAUGGCUUUGGAGCCCAUGAGUAUCCCAGCAGUGGAGUUUUUGAGGUGGAACCAAGGAGUUGUCCUGGCUUCAUAUUCAGAAAGUCACUCCUACUGGGCAGCACUGAUAUGUCUCGUACAGAAUUUCGGUCAUUUAUGGAGCACCUUUCUGGAAAGUAUCAUGGUGAUACCUAUCAUUUAAUUGCCAAGAAUUGCAACCAUUUCACUGAUGAAGUCUGUUUGCGGCUAACCGGAAAACCUAUCCCUGGAUGGGUUAAUCGGUUGGCACGAGUAGGUUCUUUCUGUAAUUGUCUUCUGCCAGAAAACAUUCAAUUAUCAGCAGUCAGACAUCUUCCUGAUCAUCCGCCAUAUUCUGAAGAAGAAGAAGAUGAUGAUGGAUCAGAGUCAAUUGCUUCAUCUGGAACAGGAAGUGAUGAGGAUUCAAAUCAUCACCUGUUGGCUGCACCAAUUGGUGAUGUAGCUUUCGUGAAGGAAACACCAGUGAGGUUAGCGAGGGAGCUCAUGUAACUCCCAUCAUUAUUUGUGUGGAAAUGUGUCUCUAUGUGUGUUCCCUUGUACGUUUCUGAUUGUACCACUAUAUAUGUUUCAGCUAUUUUAGCAAUCCCAAUGUCAGGGAUAGUUCCUUGAUUCUUCUUAAAGAAAGGUCAGAGUUUCCUUGAUGGUGCUCAAGAUUUGUCUGCUGCCUGUAUUGUUCGGAAAUAUAUGUGAAUGCUCCAACUUAAAUCCAAACGACAGAUAAAUAUGCAGUUGUUACAUGAUCAUUCUUUACAUAAUAGAUGUUGCAGAUCCCUGACAGUUUCUUGCAAUGGCCUUGUUUUUUCUCUUAAUUACUUGAUAGUUCUUAGAUCACUAAAUAUGAUACUUGUUUGGAAAAGCAGGGAGAAACAUUUUUGUUUAGUGAAUAGUUUUCUAAGGAGAAGUACUACCGUAUUCUAAAUUCAUAAAUAGUAUUAUUUCUCAUACAUCGAAUGAUUUGUUUGAGUAUUUGAACAAAAUGAAGUACCCGAAACAUGAGCAUUCAUGGUAUCUGUUAUUUCAUGAAAGAGUUCUGAAGCAUCCUUGCAGGGUUUACAAUGUGAAUGAAGCUAAAGCAUUCUUCUUCCAUUUAGGAGAUGGGACAUUUCAGAGUUUCUCUAAUGAUGCUCGGCGAGGAUACUUCAAG
Messenger RNA from Fragaria vesca subsp. vesca, 1611 nucleotides. RefSeq names its product deSI-like protein At4g17486-like. Gene Ontology annotation, biological process: protein deubiquitination. Lineage: Eukaryota; Viridiplantae; Streptophyta; Magnoliopsida; Rosales; Rosaceae. The record is from RefSeq and is a predicted model, not a curated record. The transcript has 4 exons. Gene Ontology annotation, molecular function: deubiquitinase activity. The coding region runs from base 258 to 956 and encodes 232 amino acids.